Dioscorea cayenensis subsp. rotundata (Guinea yam) is the source of this 699-nucleotide messenger RNA. RefSeq lists its product as uncharacterized. NCBI's taxonomy places the organism in Eukaryota, Viridiplantae, Streptophyta, Magnoliopsida, Dioscoreales, Dioscoreaceae. The record is from RefSeq and is a predicted model, not a curated record. The coding region runs from base 109 to 660 and encodes 183 amino acids. The transcript has a single exon.
CUUUCACUUCUCUUUAGCCUCAUCAAAACCUUCAAUUCUCUUUAGUAGUUUAAAUCUCUCUUUCUCUUUAUAUAUAUAUAUAUAUAUAUUUAGAUUGAUUAAGAAGAAAUGGGUGAGAAGAUGAUGACGAUGAAGAAGAAGAAGACAACAACAAUGAGGGGACGUGCAUGGAGAUUAAUACGUAUAGCAUUAAUAUGGGCUAGAAAAGGUGGUGCAUUCAAGCAAAGUCUUCUUCUUUCUCUCAAGCUUGCUUUCAAGAACAUUACUAAUUAUCAUCAGAAGAGCAUUCAUUACUUGGAACGUGAGUUCUCAUUUGAUGAAACCCCUUCAUUUCGUUUCAAGCUUCACCGGCCUCACUUUCCGUGCAUUGGUUUUCCUGAUGAUCAUGAUCAAGAUAAUGAUGAUGCUGUCUUCUUCUUCAGUGGACAUGAUAACAAUGUUAAUAAUUCCAUUUCUUAUGAUCAUCAUAAGAAUGAUGAUGAUAAUGGCAUUAAAGAAGAAGAACAACAAGAAGAUAAUGAUGAUGAUGAAGUGGAACAAUUAGAAGGGAUUAAUAGCCAGGCUGAAGAGUUCAUUGCUAAGUUCUAUCAAGAGAUGAAGCUCCAACGCCAAGUCUCUUUCAUUCAAUACAAUGACAUGCUUCUCAGAAGCAUCUCUUGAUUUUCUUUUUAUUUAUAUUAUAUAUAUAUAUAUAUAUAU